AUGGCAGCAGCAAGUGUACAGCCUCCGCUCAACCCACGAGCGGCGGCGCCUUCGCCGGCAGUUCACACCUCCAACACUCGAAGCCUACAGACCUCCGACCCUUCCCUUCGUGCGAUGUUCCUCCGCGCGGUCGACCCCUCCCGCCCCGCCUCCUGGUCUGCCGCUGUCGCCGACCUCCUUUCCUCCGGCGACCCCGUCGCCGCGCUGGCCGUCUUCGCUGCCGCUCUCCGCGCUAACCCCGCCGCGCUUCGCCCGGCCCUUCCCCCCGCCUUCCGCGCUGCUGCCGCCGCCACCUCCCUCGCCGCCGGCCGUCAGCUCCACCUCCUUGCCCUCCGUUCGGGUCUAUUCCCCUCCGACCCGUUCGCCGCCUCCGCUCUCCUCCACAUGUACCACCACUGCCGCCACCCGUUGGACGCCCGCAAGGCGUUCGAUGAAAUUCCCAGCCCCAACCCCGUCAUUAUCACCGCCAUGGCCUCCGGCUACGCGCGCAACAGUCUAUUCUACCCCUCGCUCGCCCUCUUCCGCGCCUUGCUCGUCUCUGGAUCUGCCACGGCGGUGGACGAGGCAGCUGCGCUCGUGGCGUUCUCCGCGUCAGCCCGUGUCUCGGACCGAGGGAUUACCUCUAGCCUUCAUGCGCUCAUUGCCAAGAUUGGCUUGGACGUGGAUGCUGGGGUGGUCAACACAAUGUUAGACGCUUAUGCCAAGGGCGGUGGUCGUGACCUGGGGGCCGCAAGGAAAGUGUUCGAUACGAUGGAGAAGGAUGUGGUGUCCUGGAAUUCCAUGAUUGCGCUCUAUGCUCAGAAUGGGCUGUCCGCGGAGGCCCUCAGGCUAUAUGGCAACAUGCUGAAUGUUGGUGGAGGCAUUAGGUGCAAUGCUGUGACCUUCUCUGCUGUGUUACUGGCUUGUGCGCAUGCUGGGACAAUACAGACUGGAAAGCGCAUUCAUAAUCAGGUGGUGAGAAUGGGUUUGGAGGAAAAUGUCUACGUUGGAACUUCUGUAGUCGAUAUGUAUAGCAAGUGCGGAAGAGUUGAAAUGGCAAGAAAGGCUUUUGAAAAAAUUAAGGAGAAGAAUGUCCUUUCAUGGUCUGCCUUGAUUACUGGCUAUGGCAUGCAUGGUCAUGGACAACAAGCCCUUGACGUUUUUGAUGAGAUGAGGAGAUCAGGGCAAAAUCCUAACUACAUAACUUUUAUAUCGGUUUUAGCUGCUUGUAGUCAUGCUGGUCUUUUAGAUAAGGGACGUUAUUGGUACAAAACCAUGAAGAAAAAGUUCGGGAUUGAGCCUGGUGUGGAACACUUAGGAUGCAUGGUGGAUCUUCUUGGCCGUGCUGGUUGUCUUGAUGAGGCUUAUGGCCUCAUUAAAGAAAUGAAGAUCAAACCUGAUGCUGCUAUCUGGGGAGCUCUUCUUAGUGCAUGUCGAAUCCACAAAAAGGUUGAACUGGCAGAAAUUUCUGCGAAAAGAUUGUUUGAGUUGGAUGCGACUAACAGCGGGUACUAUGUUCUACUGUCCAAUAUAUAUGCAGAAGCUGGAUUGUGGAAAGAUGUGGAGAGAAUGAGAGUUAUGGUUAAAGCACGAGGAAUAGAAAAGCCUCCAGGGUAUAGUUCAGUUGAGUUGAAAGGUAAAACCCAUGUGUUUUAUGUUGGUGACAAGAUUCAUCCUCAGCACAAGGAGAUCUAUUCUUAUUUGGGGAAACUACUUGAGACAAUUCAAGAAGCAGGCUAUGUACCAAACACGAGUUCUGUUCUUCACGAUUUAGAUGAAGAGGAGAAAGAGUCUGCAGUGCGCAUCCAUAGUGAAAAGCUUGCCGUUGCUUUUGCUCUAAUGAAUCAGGUCCCGGGUUCGAUAAUCCAUGUAAUAAAGAAUCUCCGGGUCUGUACUGAUUGCCACACAGCAAUGAAGUUUAUUUCAAGGAUCUCUGGACGAGAAAUUAUUGUCAGAGAUUUACAGCGUUUUCAUCAUUUCAAGGACGGAUCAUGCUCUUGUGGGGAUUAUUGGUGACAAACUUACAAGGGGCCUGAGGCUGUGAUGCCAUUUUCUCUGUCUGUAAUAUCACUGUUAUAUGUUACUCUUUCAUCUCAACAUGGAUUUGUAUCCAAGAUAUAUUGUUGCAUAUUUUCUUGUGGAUUAGGCUAAUGACAUUGUCUCGCUGCAAUACUGCAUUGCUGGCUAGAGCCAGACAAAGUAUAUGUGAUAAUAUUGAAGGUUAGCAUAUUUUUUAAGGUUUUGUCUACUCAUUGGUUCAAUUUGCAUCUUUAUGUGGAAGACAUGAACUGCCAUCGUCAGUUUUGUUUUGUAGUACAUGGAUUUUUCAUUGUCGGGAUCAUUACCAUUUUCAUAUGCUUGUACGUGCUGUUGGACUACAUAGCUUCUUUUGAACUUCUACUGUCUUGAGAGGCAGCUAAGAACUUUAAAUGCAUGGAUUUAGUCAGCCUAGAAAUUUAUUGAAGAGGCCAACAUGACCAUGAUGUUGUAACUCCUAAUAUUUUCAUGGAAACCCUAUGAUAGUUAUCAGUUGUAGCAGGUAUGUGUUUCUUCUCAAUUAAAUGUUUACUUGUCAAUAAAUAUAAUUUUAUGCUAUGGAGGAACAAGCACUUGGAUGCCACUAUGGCUUGAAUUCAUAUAUGUAGAAGCUGAAGUACUCUUAUUGCAAGUAGAGAAGUGUCUCUUACAGCUUAAGUGCAUGCAUUUUGCACUGAGAUUUUGCUGAUUAUUCAUGACAUGGUAUAAACAAGGCAAUCUUAUGUUCAAAUACUAAAUAUGAAGAAAAAAAAUCAGUUGGUACUUAUUUGAGAUGACUAUGUUUUUAGAUAGGUUUGUGCAGAACCCUGAACUUAAGAUUGUUGACAUCUGAAAACCCCAAAAGCCAUAGGUUGACUGGUUGUUUUCUAAGUUCUUGUACUUGUCUGUAUUUGACAUUUAUCAUAUCUUGUUUUUUCUUCUUCUCCAUGCUUUUCUAGUAUAUCUAUAUCUGUUGUAGGCCAAUAUACAUCUUAUGUGUUGGUGUGCUAGACUGGCAGUUAUGCACGAUAGAGGUGGUCCAUAUAGAGCUUGGAAAGAAAUAGUGCCCACCAAUAUCAUGAUAAUUGGCGUGCAUACUGGCAAUUCCAUGCUUGAUUCCGAUAUAAAUAGUACUGUGGUUUUUUGUGCCCACAAAUAUCAUGAUAAUCAUACAGCAAGGCUCGAAAGGCAGAUUCCCAGAGUUCGGCACUUAAGUGGGAUUUGGUUUCUCCUAGAGGUACUAGUGUGUCUGGAGUACAGAAAGUGAAUAUGUAAGUACCAAAGGAUACCAAGUGUGAGUUCCCAGUAUGACUAGUAUGUUCUUAUUUUUCAUGCAUAUAGACGUUUUAUUUAAUACUUCUUCAUUAUUAUUUAUGUGUAUGCUCUUUGUAGCAUAAUAACAACAAGCAUGCCACCAUAUUUUUGUAAGCAUGUUCUUCAUUAGUUUAAUGUUGAUAGGUCUCAUAUGGUACGCAAUUGGUGCAGAUCGCACGACCGUAUUAACCCAUUCAGUCACUACAGAUACAUGGGGUAGAUGAAAGCCUCAGCCACUUAAGUCCAGAAGUGUUGAGCGUUUGCUAGAUAUAUUGAUUCACGAUAACCAGGUUUGCGACUAACCUUCAUCUAUGCGAUUAUUAGUUGCUUAACAACUAAAGUGAAGAAUGACGUACCUAUUAACUUUUAGUGUACCAGACUUCUGAUAUUCUAUAAGACGAUGUAUUGGAUAUACCCCUGCCAGAAUUAUGGGCGUUGAGGGCAUUGAAAGUUAUGUAUCAUCAUGCCACUACGGAUGAGGUUACUUUUGUUGACAUUUUUAAAUCUUAGCAGUAGCAGUAGACUGUUUAUGUUUAGUAGUCAACAUGUUUUAUCAGGUGUCAGUUCACAGUAUCAGGUUACCAAAAAAUAACACUGUUGGUGAUGUUCUAAAUGAUAUCACAUCAAAGAAAAAUAUUUGUAUCCCUUGUCUUAUGGUCUGUACGCGACAUGCUAGUUCGAUUCGUUUCCUGUAUGAUGUUUGUGUCUUCUGUAUGCUUUCUGUCAUAUUGUCAAACCAGGUCCAGCUCUCUCAUCUCGACACUGAAAUUAGAUUACUUGAAGUUCUCUGCCACAAGAUAUAUUAAGCGGUGCAUGUGCUAGUUUAACACCUCUUAGUUGCAUUUAGUU
This is a messenger RNA of Lolium rigidum, 4158 nucleotides long. Its product is annotated as pentatricopeptide repeat-containing protein At3g26782, mitochondrial-like. NCBI's taxonomy places the organism in Eukaryota, Viridiplantae, Streptophyta, Magnoliopsida, Poales, Poaceae. Gene Ontology annotation, molecular function: RNA binding; protein binding; zinc ion binding. The transcript is spliced from 2 exons. Gene Ontology annotation, biological process: RNA modification. The record is from RefSeq and is a predicted model, not a curated record. Bases 1 to 1995 code for a protein of 664 amino acids.